AUCCGUUCCAAGCUCUGUCAUGGCGGCAUCCCGGCCUCAAGCCGGUGUGUGGAACCGAGAUGUUGAGCUUUUUGUCCGCUCGACAGUCAGGGUUGGAGGACCCUCUUCGCUUGCGUAGAGCGCAGUCUACACGGAGGGUCCUGGGCCUGGAGUUAAACAAAGACAGGGAUGUUGAAAGAGUCCACUGCAGCGGAGUCAACACUCUGGACAUUGAACCUGUCGAAGGACGAUACAUGUUGUCAGGUGGUUCCGAUGGUGUGAUUGUACUCUAUGACCUUGAGAACGCCAGCAGACAGCCCUAUUACACAUGUAAAGCAGUGUGUUCCGUUGGCAGAAGCCAUCCUGAUGUCCACAAAUACAGCGUGGAGACGGUUCAGUGGUAUCCUCAUGACACUGGCAUGUUCACAUCCAGCUCAUUUGAUAAAACUCUGAAAGUAUGGGAUACAAACACAUUGCAGGCUGCAGAUGUGUUUAAUUUUGAGGAAACAGUUUACAGUCAUCACAUGUCCCCAGCAGCCACCAAGCACUGUCUGGUAGCAGUUGGAACUAGAGGACCCAAGGUACAACUUUGUGACUUAAAGUCUGGAUCCUGUUCUCACAUUCUACAGGGUCACAGACAGGAAAUAUUGGCAGUUUCCUGGUCACCACGCUAUGACUAUAUCUUGGCAACAGCAAGCGCUGACAGUAGAGUAAAAUUAUGGGAUGUGAGAAGAGCAUCAGGAUGUUUGCUUACUCUUGACCAGCAUAACGGGAAAAAGUCACAAGCUGUUGAAUCAGCAAACACUGCUCACAAUGGGAAAGUUAACGGCUUAUGUUUUACAAGUGACGGGCUUCACCUGCUCACGGUUGGCACAGACAACCGAAUGAGGCUCUGGAAUAGCUCCAGCGGGGACAACACACUGGUAAACUACGGGAAAGUGUGUAACAGCAGCAGGAAAGGGCUGAAGUUCACUGUCUCCCAUGGCUGCAACUCAGAGUUUGUGUUUGUUCCCUACGACAGCACCAUUGCCAUGUAUGCAGUCUACUCAGGAGAGCGGCUCGCCAUGCUUAAGGGACAUUACAAAAGUGUCGACUGCUGUGUGUUUCAGCCUAAUUUCCAGGAACUUUACAGUGGUAGCAGGGACUGCAAUAUUCUCGCUUGGGUGCCAGCUUCAUAUGAACCAGUUCCUGAUGAUGACGAUGAAGCUCCAACCAAAUCGAGGUUGAACCCAGCAUUCACGGAUGCCUGGAGCAGCAGUGACGAGGACGGGUGACUUCAGCCUGGUGCCUCAGCUCCUUGUUCCAUCAGACUUCCACAGCAGUGUUGUGUGCACUUCAGCACGGGGCUGGUCUUUCCAUUGUUGUUGGUUGUCUCACUGUGUAACCCUGGCUAGCAUGGACUAGCCUGGAACUCUGUAUAGAGCAGACUCGGCUCAGACUUGCAGCCAUUCUCCUGCCUUUCCUCCUAGGUGCUGAGGUGUGUACCACAUGACCCGUGGCCCCUCCUGUGCGUGUGCUUAUUUAUUUCAUUGUUUUUUAAACUCUUCUGUCAGUUUCUAGCCUGUUAAACCUGAAUUUAGUAUAUCUCCCUCUGCGUUUUAAAAUGAGAUUAAUAUGUAUAAAACCCUGAAAUAUACUUUUCUAUAGGUUAAUUAAUCAAAGCAUGUUUCCUUGAGCCCACUUGCCAUGGUGGUGGGCCAGCCCCUAAGGGCACAGCCCAAGAACACAGCACAAGCACAGCUAUUCUUAGCUGGGAAUGUGCAGCUUUGUGCAUCCGAGGAGCUGGAAGGUGUGGUCUCAGAGGAAGGUGUCAGCUCUGACUGCUCUGACUGCUGUCCGCCUGCCCUUCCCACUUACAGGGAGGUUUUAGCAAGGGUAAUGAGAUAAAUGAUGCUGCUUGUUGCAAAGGUGACAUCAUAACUCUGUUACCUUUACUCAGAUUGAAUGGCUUCAUGUGAUGGAGCGUCUUCUCCCUUGUGUUGAAUGUUAGCCGCUCAUGCAUCUGACAUCUGAACAUUGUAUCACAUGGGCAAUCCCUGACCGCUUUGUAGUUCUUUCAGAGGGCAGCUUGCACUCAGUCUCAAUUCCUUUCUAUGAAACUCAGCAGAUCCAUGCAGGGAUCUAGAUUAAACAUGAAAUGGACCAUUGUUCUUUUCUUGGGUCAACUCAGGAGUGAUUAUUAUGAAGACUCCCCCACUCCUGUGUGCGUGAGUGCCUGCGUGUAUACAUGUCAGUUUCUGUUCUAUUGCUGUGAUAAAAUACCCUGAACAAAGACAAUGUAGGAGAGAAAGCAUUUAUUUCAGUUAAUAAUUCCAAGUUAUAGCCCUUCACUGUGGGAAAGUCAGGACAGAAGCUUCAAACAGCUCGCCUCACAGUCGAGAGGAGUGCAUGCACGAAGCCUUUGCUGCACAGCUGAACUGAGAAGGCCUCACAGAGAGCAGUGUCUUCUCUGACUGAAAUUCUUUUCAUGCUGUGUGCUGAAAAGUUCCAUCUAAAACCGACAAGGAAAAAAAUAGAAAAUAAACUUUAGAGGAAGUCAUGG
Rattus norvegicus (Norway rat) is the source of this 2521-nucleotide messenger RNA. It is a transcript of the gene Ercc8, whose product is annotated as ERCC excision repair 8, CSA ubiquitin ligase complex subunit. Gene Ontology annotation, cellular component: nuclear matrix; nucleus; Cul4-RING E3 ubiquitin ligase complex. Bases 60 to 1253 code for a protein of 397 amino acids. Gene Ontology annotation, biological process: protein polyubiquitination; response to oxidative stress; protein autoubiquitination. The transcript is spliced from 12 exons. Gene Ontology annotation, molecular function: ubiquitin-like ligase-substrate adaptor activity. Lineage: Eukaryota; Metazoa; Chordata; Mammalia; Rodentia; Muridae. The record is from RefSeq and is marked validated.